AUGGCCAACCAUGCUGCUGUUAUGUUUUUUGUUAAAGUGCAUGCAGCUAUUAUGAUUUUGUUGAGUGCAAUGCAUGCUGCAGCAAUUAAUUCAAGGAAGAUCCCUAAUUUGUUUGGAGCCAUCAACCUUGAAAUCCUUUGCUUUCAUGGGUGCAAAAGUUUAGUUGAAUUUCCUUGCUUCAAUCAUUUGGCAUCUCUUAAAACACUUCAGCUUCAUGGAUGUCAUAAUCUCAAAAAGUUUCCCAAGGUUCCAAAUGAUGUUUCUUUCUUAAAAUUAGCAGAAACCGAAAUAGAAGAAGUGCCUGAUUCAAUUGAGCAUCUAGUUGGACUUGAAAUGUUGUUGUUGAGAAACUCAUGGGUAAAAAACGAAUCGUGCAACAUUUCAAAGUGGGAAUGCCUUCGUUAUCUGGAUCUUAGCCAUUGCCUAAUUUCGAAAUUCCCAGAAUUCCGAGAAAUGUUACUUGAAAUUCCCAACAUCUCACGUUGUUACUCGGCUUCUGUAUUGGAAGAGGCUCAAAGGCCAACAUUGUUGCCACGGUACUAUUACAGGGCCCACUUUGGUUCGAGAAAGGUUCCAACAAUUGACGUGCCCUCAUCAAGCUUAAGGUUUAAAAGCCUUGGAUAUUUGAAAAUGAAUCAUUGCAAGAUCCUUAAUUCACUCUCAAAGCUUCCACCAUAUCUACGAUACUUGGAUGCACAUGUUUGCACAUCUUUAGAAGAAGUAUGGUUCAGCUUUUUCAAGAUCGAGAUUUACCCAUAA
This is a messenger RNA of Gossypium arboreum, 759 nucleotides long. RefSeq names its product disease resistance protein RPS4B-like. NCBI's taxonomy places the organism in Eukaryota, Viridiplantae, Streptophyta, Magnoliopsida, Malvales, Malvaceae. Gene Ontology annotation, molecular function: protein binding. The record is from RefSeq and is a predicted model, not a curated record. The coding region runs from base 1 to 759 and encodes 252 amino acids. The transcript is spliced from 2 exons.